AUGAACGGUUGGGUCGUCCUCUUCUCCCUGGUGCUGGUGGGCGGCUUUAUCGCUGUCGGGGCGCUUCAACGGCCGGCGGCUCCGAGGACCAACCCUAUCGACGUGUCUCACAUCGCCCCAACGGUCGGUCAGGACAUCAAGGUGGUGAUGGCGAUGGGCGACAGCAUGACGGCCGGGUUCGCCAUUAUGGGCCGUAGCACCAUUUCGCUCCUGGACGAGUGGCGAGGGCUCAGCGGCUUCGUGGGCGGCGACCCGGGCGCAAUCACGCUGCCCAACUUUUUCCAGCACUACAGCCCCGACGUGAUCGGCGCCUCGGUCGGCGCUCAUUUCCUCGAGUGGGCCGGAUGGGACCACCACCCCGAGCAGGACAGGCUCAACGCCGCCCAGAGCAACGCCGGAGCGAUCGACCUGCAGAGCCAGCUCGAUUACCUGCUGGCCCAGAUCGCCGCCAACCCGAAGAUCGAUAUGGCCAACGACUGGAAGUUCCUCAACCUCAUCAUCGGUGCCAACGAUGUGUGCGGCCUCUGCUUCAACAAGGAGCUCCCUCCUAUUUCGAGUGUCGGCGACUACUAUGAGCGGAAUCUGCGAAAUGUGAUCCAGAUGGCGAGCCUCAAGAUUCCUCGUCUGUUCUUCAACAUUCUGCCCAUGUUCAACGUUUCUCAGGUCUACUGGAUCUCACAGAGCAGCUCUUACUGCGCGAAUGUCCACAACGUUUUCCCCUUUGAGUGCAUCUGUGCCUUCGACUCCAACCAGCAGAAGCGGACCUACAUUGAUUCGAUUCUGGUGGAGUUCAACAAGCGUAUCUACAAGAUCGCCGCGGACUGGAAGGCCAGACCAUCGCAGACGUUCGCUGUCCAGAUCCAGCCGUUCACGGCCAACUUGAUCAUUCCCGACACGAGCUACCUGUCCACCCUCGAUUGCUUCCAUCCCUCUCUGCUGGCCCACCAGAAGUUCGCCAUCUCCAUUUGGAACAGUCUUGUUACGCCGUGGGCCAAGAAGAAGCAGUUUUUCAACCCCAACGAUGCUCUUCUGUGCCCCGACGCCAACACUCUCCUGUACACGGACUGA
Messenger RNA from Acanthamoeba castellanii str. Neff, 1068 nucleotides. Its product is annotated as phospholipase a2, putative. The record is from RefSeq and is a predicted model, not a curated record. The transcript has 11 exons. Gene Ontology annotation, molecular function: glycerophospholipase activity. NCBI's taxonomy places the organism in Eukaryota, Discosea, Longamoebia, Acanthamoebidae. The coding region runs from base 1 to 1068 and encodes 355 amino acids. Gene Ontology annotation, biological process: phospholipid metabolic process.